GUCAUGACUCGUCUUACUUUCCCAUGGUAGGAAAGUGGACAGACCUGCAGAAUGUCGUUUUUUCGGGCGCACUGACAAAGGCGCCUGUGUAGUCACGGCUGCAAGAGGAAGCUGCACUCCGUUUCGUGUCCGAUACUUUGUCUUUUCCUCUCGCCUUCUUAGUGCUGAUGUUUCGGCGCAUGUUUAGGUGGAGCUCCUCUGUCAGAAAAUCGAGGGUCCCCCUCCGUUUUUGAGCCUCGCGAGCGCUGCAUUUCUGCUCGGAAGCUCCACAUCAGCCACAGUUCCUCCGGUUGUUCUUAUUUGAUCGUCCCUGACCGGAUGUUUCUUCCUUCCCAGCAACGGAGGGUCUCUGUGUUGGCUAAGAGCAAGGAAACCUUCCGCAGCAGCGUGCAUCGUGACGUGGACAUCUCGACAAAGAUGAAUCCACCGACUCUCUUGACUGCAAAAUGAAGCGGCCUGCCUUGUCAAUUUCUGCCUUCCGUGAGUCUCUUGGAGUGAGCGGCGGUUUUUCUUGUAACUUUGUCGGGACAAUCGGUGCCCGUUCUCGCCUGUUUACACGACACAACUUCGACAGACGGAGUACAGGACUAUCCAAAGACGACUCUCUCGCAGGAGCUCUAUUCGCACUGAAACGGGCACAGAGUCCUCGCACAGCUUCGUCUCCCCUCCAGGGGUGUCUCUGCAGUUCUCCGAACUCGUGGAGUUUGUGCAAAUUCUCUCUUGCGCCCCGCCCUUGCUGUUGUUUUCUCGUUUCUCCACCACCUUCUGCCUCUGUGUCUCUGCCUCCCGCUCCCCUCUGCGGUUCGUCUUCUGCCUCGUCUGGCUCUUCUUCCCGUCCGUCAUUUCCUCCUCUCUCUCCUGUUCUCUGUCGUCGUCUUCCACCAUCCGAUGCAGACUCCUGCCUCUGUGUGUCGAGGGCGAAGGAGACACCCGGCUUCCGGCCCGCAAACACAGACCUCGCCUUGAGACAAUACUUGGCUUUUCCGUUUCCCCAUGCGCAAUGCCGUGUCGUCGCUCGACGAGUCUCUGCCUCCGAGCUUCACCACUUGUUCUCCCCUCUUUGUCGCGCGGAUUCGUCUUUCCCUGCCUCUGCGUCCAUCCCGCUCACUCAUCCCCCGUCGCUUCACGGUUUCUCGUCAAGAUCUCUGUGCGAGAAACGGACCUUUCACAGCUUUUCUGUUUGUGCUUCUCGCUCCCCAUGCUCUGCUGGCGCGUGGUGUAGCUCCAGCGUAUCCUCAAGACGGAUUUCGGCAUCUUCCUCUCCCUUCUCCUCUGCACCUCUGUCUGCCGUGCUGGCUGCUUCUUGUCCAGCUCCGCUGGGCUCUCUCGCCUCGCCUCUUCACCUGCCUCUUCCCCGCUCCUUCUCUUCGCGCUGUUGCGGCGUCUCCGCCGACGCGGAGACAGAGAACGAUCCCCGGUCUUCGCGGACUUCCAGCAAGGCAAGCGAAUCGGUGACCGAGGGCCAGGAGAGUCAGGAGAGACAAUCGCCUCUGUCUUCUUUUUCCUUGGACGUCACGCGGCGUGUGAAGCGGCUUCUGGCGCGGCUUCUCCGCUGGUGCUUCGGCUCGACUUUGCUCGCUCUUCCAAUCCUCUGUUUGAUCUCGCUGGAAGCGCCUCUGUUCGUUGUCCAUCCAGAACAGUCCUUAGCUGUGCGCCUUCCCGUGCUUCCUCCAGACGGAGGCGAGGGCGAAGAAGAGGAGCUGCGAGAAGAAGGGAGAGAAGACACACGGCGAGGCCGCAACCGCGGUGAGGACAGUCCGCGGCCACGAGGCGAAGGCAAAGGAGGGGAAAGCAAGCAAGGCUAUGGGGGUGGUCGAGUGGACUCGGAGAAGAAGGAGACCAUAGAAGGAAAGGAGACCUCCGAGAGACAAGAGCGAGAAUGUGGAAAGCAGGGGGAGGUUUUGAGGCGGGUGCCUUUCUCAGGCGCUGACACCGAAGGAGACGGGGUCGGCAAACUUGAGGUGUAUGGACAGACAGAGGAAUGCGAAGAGCGGGACGGAGGACAGCCGAGCCGCGGGGAAGUUGAUUCGGUUCGGCCGGGUGUACGGACGCAAGCUGGCUCGGAAGCCAGUUUGCGAGAGAGGGAGACGAGAGAACAGGAGAAGAGAUAUCGUGAUGAAGCAACUGGGGACGGGACUUUGGUUCUCGCGUCUCCGUGGGCAGUUCAAGCUUUUUCGCGAGGCGAUUUCGUCUACAUUCGGCACCCGAUGGACUCUCAAUGCAAACUCCUUCUGCGCGUUGUUGCAGUGGCCAACGACGUGAUUCGGGUGUCGGCAGGGUCCCUGCUGUCUAUCCACCCCACUCUGAGGAAGCAGCUCCUCGUCUGCGGCGACCCGAGGGUGGUCACUGAGGACGGAGUGCCUUUUCGUUGCGACUUUUCUUACAGUUUUCUCACACACCUCGUGGACUUGUGCAACGAGGAGAGCCUCGCGGCCGCCUUCGAGGGCAGGCCCACCUGGACUCCGUUCCAACGCAUGCGCAACGUCGGCGAGAGUGUAGAGACAUCAGACGGCGAGGUGGAAGGCGUCUCUGAAAUCUUUCUGGAGCUCCGAAUCCCCGCAGGCAGCUGCUGGCUUGAAGCUGACUCGGACCUUUCUUCUCGUGGGGGGGCUCGCUGCAUGCAGGUCGAGCGACACGGUGCGGCGAAGAAAGACAAUCUGUCGGCCGGCGGAGGAGAGCACCUUCACGUGACCAUUCCCACAGUUUUUCAGGAUAGCUACGCCUUCGGCCUGGCGCCCAUCUCCCUCAUCCAGGGCAUCGUGUACGCGGUCCUUCCUCAUACGCACUCGGCGACAGAAGCGCGACGCCUUCUCUGUCAGGCCUUUCUGUCUGCCCUCGCUGGGGAGGCUCGAGAGUCGCGUCUGGCUUCUGGGCUCCUCUUCCUUGGAGAGAAGAUCAGACGCAUUCUGGCAAACGUCAAGGUCCACGUCGUCAGCAAGGUGACACAGAAGAGAGAGACCAGAGAGGGGGAAACGGAUGGCGAGGCCGACGAAGGACAAAGAGCACGUCUAGAGCGAGCAGAAAUUGACGCAGGACUGCAGUGGAAAGAGGCGGAUUUGAGUCCUACGACAAGGGCAUCCGAGCUGCAGGCCGCGGGGAGAUUGAGAGAAUGCGUGUCAAACGGGGCCGGCGAGAAGGAAGUCAGAGGAGAAGGAAGUGAAAAGAGCGCAGGCACGCCUGGAUCACGCUCCAGCGAGAGUCGAAGGAGUACCCAGUGUCAAGCGAGACUGAGAGAACCUGAGGCGGAAUCUACGCAUAGGAAUUCUGAGAAGAACCUGAACGAGGGGAGAAGACGUUUUCAAAGAGAGGGGAGUGAGAGGGAGGGAGAAACGAACGUGGUUCGAACGCCGGAAGAGACAGAGACUCGCGUCGAAUCCGAGGUCCCGAUCUGUCUCUCUCCAGAGGCGCCGAGUGAACAAAGGGAGGAGCGAAUGUCUAAGGCUUUGCCGGCGCAACUCUGUGUCCUUCCGACAGCGACAGCAGAAGUUAGUGGGGAAGGAGGACAGGCCAUGAGGGACCUUGAAAGACGCGUAGAGGACGACAGGAGAACCCGCGAGAGAGAAGCAAGGCGCAGCGACGCGAGCGAGGAUAACACAGAUGAGGAGAAGGAGAAGAAAGGAGAGAGAAGAGAACAAAGUGAGGCCGAGGAAGACGAAUGGGGGGAAACAGUUUUGAUGUAUCGCCUGCUGAAGCGAGCAACGCAGUGGUUGGUGACUCAUGCAGAUAUGCGAGGUCUCGAACUCCCAGCUGAUAACUGCGUUUCGUCAAAAGGAACGAUUUUCGUUGAUUACGCUGAAUACCAGAGCGAGGGAAGCAACGCGAGAAACAGGUAGAAGAACCAGACGCCUGAGACGAAGAGCAAGAGAGAGCAAGCAGAAGCGGCAAGAGGGAGACAGGCUUCGUGGAAACAGUGGCGGUAAUGGAGGAAGAGAGAAAAGAGAUAGAAAGGCGAGCGCGGGAACGAACGCGACAGGAAGAACAAGCCUCUUACGGGGAAGAACGGGGAUGGCCAGACAGAUGAUGAAGUGUCUCAGACAUACGUCUCUCAAAGAAGAGAAAGAACUGGGGGAGUAUCCAGGAGAUCAACGGGCAGGACACAGGAAUCAAGAGGAGACGACAGCCUGAAAGAACAAGAGGCGUGAGAGAAAGAUCAGAGUAAGAUAUCUCCGUUUUCCAUUUUUGUUCGAACUGGAACCAUUGCCGAAGAAACAGUCACAGCCGGCAGGCUCCUCCUGGAUCAGAGUUGUUCCGAUGUAUGCACAACGUAGCAGCCUCGGCAGUGGGAGGCACCAGACCGAGGUCGAGUUUCCGCUUUCGCGCAAAUGGAAACUCACUGAGGAGCAGACCACAUGCGAAGCCUGUUUCGAAGGGGCCGCUGUACAGGAGGAAUGUUUCCAGAGUGUCACAACAGCUCGCUG
This is a messenger RNA of Toxoplasma gondii ME49, 4418 nucleotides long. RefSeq lists its product as hypothetical. The record is from RefSeq and is a predicted model, not a curated record. Bases 447 to 3833 code for a protein of 1128 amino acids. The transcript has a single exon. NCBI's taxonomy places the organism in Eukaryota, Apicomplexa, Conoidasida, Eucoccidiorida, Sarcocystidae.